Triplophysa rosa is the source of this 4951-nucleotide messenger RNA. RefSeq names its product docking protein 2-like. The record is from RefSeq and is a predicted model, not a curated record. Gene Ontology annotation, biological process: positive regulation of MAPK cascade; cell surface receptor protein tyrosine kinase signaling pathway. Gene Ontology annotation, cellular component: cytoplasm. The coding region runs from base 1 to 1179 and encodes 392 amino acids. The transcript has 2 exons. Lineage: Eukaryota; Metazoa; Chordata; Actinopteri; Cypriniformes; Nemacheilidae.
AUGAAAGACUUCAAGGUAACAGUGAGACGCACAGAGGCUUCUGAGAGAUGUGGACUGAAAGGUUCACUGUUGUUGCGGACAGAUCUUGAUAGCCUUCUUCUGAAAGACCCUAAAACUGGAGAGGUUUUGUAUUCCUGGCCCUACAGAUUCCUCCGGAGGUUCGGACGUGACAAGGCAACAUUCUCCUUCGAAGCUGGCCGAAGAUGUGACUCAGGGGAGGGUAACUUUGAGUUCGACACAAAGCAGGGAAACUCUAUUUUUCAAUCCGUGGAGGCUGCCAUCAAUGUGCACAGAGCCACUUUACCUCAAAAGCAGGUGUCGGGUGCAGAGCGAGAGCCUGUGCCCUCUGUUCCUUGCUUGAAAGCUACCGUGGACGACUCCAGCGUCUACAGUAUGGUGUCCGAACAUCAAGUCAGGGAGAUGCCCAAACAACAACAAAACCCCCAGCCCUCAAAACUUGAAGCCCCAUCAGAAAAACUUCUAACUGGUGUUAAGAGUCUGAACCUGGACUCCAGACCUCCACCACGUAAAAGCCAGGUCAAGAACUUUAGAAGUUGCCCCUUGGUCAACACCGAAGAGGAGACUUAUUCCCGCGCCAUGGCGCCAGCUCUGGAUCGGGGCAGUCCCGGGGAGAGGAGAGAACCGAAGGACAGACGUUCCACAUGCUCCAACCCUGAGGAUUCUGACUACUCUUUGCCCUUUGACAGCAUUUCCAAAAACGUCAUGGCGGACAUUUUGGCAGCAUCUAACCCGCCACCAACUUUAGUAGAGCCAGGUUCUGAAAACGAAAAAAAAAAAGUUCCAGAAAACACAGAACCGCUGUACGACAGUAUAGAUGAAACUGCCAUUAGAACCCGUUACACGCAUAAAAGCCAUUCUCGCCCGACCUCUUACAAAAGAGUGGAGCACAUCUAUGAUGAACCUGAGGGUUGUGCUAUGACCCCAGGUGGUCAUCCGUCACUCUAUGAUGAACCAGAGGAGGUCAAAGGUCAUGCCUGGAAGAUGCUGGGUACGGUAAUGGAUCCAAGCGGUCACGAGUAUCCGUACAACGCUAGUGUGGAUGACUAUGCCGUUCCCAAACCUCCAAGGAGGGCCUUGCUGCCAGAGCAGGACAAUGAGGAGGAGGACAGUUCACCGUAUGAUAAUAUCAUGGUGAAAGUAAUACAAAAGAAUAACUAAAGACUGCUUUAGAACCAUUCUGUUAUGAUAACUGAGGAGAAAUAUGAGAGAGUGAGUGAAUGCAAAUAUUUAAUCAGAUAAUGAGAAGAAUGGACAAUACUGCUUUACUGUUCUCCAACAGCUGUGACCUGAGGCUGAACUGAAAUUCAUAUGGGCCCAUACUAUUAUCUCACAAUAUCCGUUCAUUACAUAUCCGUUUUCAAAUAAAAAACGGAAAAUGGAAAAACUUUACACAAACUUAACACAAAAUAAAAAAGGAAAAACGUUUUUUAAAAAAGUAGAAAUAUUAACUUUUUCUAUAUUUUGUUUAAACUGGGAAAAUUAAAUAAUGAAUAUAUGAAAUAAUGAAUAAUACCUGUUUUUUUUCAACCUAGAGCUACAGUACGUUUUUUGCAAACAGUUGCAAAUGUCACCAACAGGCGGAGCAAAGACGUUGCAAAGCAGCUACAGUCAUUCAGCUCUGUACAUGACCGCAGUAAAUACACAGAUUGUGUAUAUAGCCUAUGUAUAGGCUAUGGUAAUGUAUAGAGCUUGCGCUUUGCCAGACUUACGUUUAUUACUCGCGGGAAUAGUACGUUAUUUUCGCACAAGGCAAAUUUCUCGCCCGAGUUUUUAUUCUUUCAACGUGCCUGUCUGUGUGUUGUGCAUGAGGGUGUGUUCGGUGAGUCUGUGUUGUGAGCGUAUGUGCUUGCUUCUGUGCUUGUGCGUUGUGUCUGUGUCACUUUGCUCUUCAUUUUUUACUUUCUUUCUUUCUUUCUAUACAUGUUAUGGAUUGCUUGUAGGUAUCAUGUUUCACGUACAGCUGCUUUGUGAAAACUGUAAAAAAGUUGGGUUGAGUUCACCCGCUAUUUGCUUAAGAAUGAUUUUUGUCCCACGCAGCACAUGCACAUGCAGUCCUCAGAUCAGGCUGUACUUGUGAUCUGUUAGAAGGAUGUCGGGAGUUGGCUAUUUUAUAGGCAACGAAAAUUUAAUCCAUCUCCGCAAGAAUUCGGGGAGAGCCGCAGUAAUGCAGACCUCUAGUAGACAGUCUAUUAUGCACACCACCCUUAAUACAAACCCGUUAAGUUUGCAUCAGACGCAUUUAUACUGUAAAAUAUUAGUGAUCAAGGCUAUAAAAAUAAGGCUUACAUUUCUGAAACUGGCCUUAGAUGAGUCAUAUUAGACUCAAAUAGAUUAUUCAGAGUUUUUGCCUAUUAGCCUAACCUUUCCUAAUGAACAUAAUAUGUGCGCCUCCUUGCUUUGCAGCGUCUUUGCUCCCCCGGUUGGUGACAUUUGCAACUGUUUGCAAAAAAACUUACUGUAGCUCAUGGUUGAAAAAACACGCAUUGUUCAUUAUUUCAUACGUUCAUUAUUUAAUUUUCCCAUUUUAAACAAAAUAUAGAAAAAGUUAAUAUUUCUACUUUUUUAAAACCGUUUUUCCUUUUUUUAUUUUGUGAAAGAGAUUAAAAAAUGAAAGUUUUUCCAUUUUCCGUUUUUUAUUUGAAAACGGAUAUGGAAUGAACGGAAGAUACCCUGAUUAUUAAUGUCCACUGGGGUGAAUUCACUAAACGGUUAUGUGUAUUUUAGUCUAAAAAACGUAUGAUCAUCUGCAACCCAGAUUAACCAGGCACUGAAUAUAAGUAUAUGAAUGAAGUCUUUCUAAUUUGUUUUGACAAAACAUUGACUCCUUUUAUGUGAAUUAUUAUAUAUUUCAAGAACAUUAUAUAUGUUUACAUGUGUAUAUCAUAGAAUAAGUUAUAUGUAUAGAGGGUUUGCAUUGAUGUGACUUUCCCACGCUCCGGCGUGCUCACGUGGUGUUCACGGGGUAAAUUGACAACACAUCCAUACCCAUACUGCCUGUCAGAUUUUAGAACACUUAGCCUACUCACUUAUAGGGGCCAUUCACAUUUCGCGGCUAAAACCGCACGGAAAACGCAAGCCUCUCCGUUCUUCCGAAGCGUUUGGGAGUUUGCGCUCUCCUGGUGUCUGCCGUUGCUAAGCAACCAUGGACCACGCUUGCCGAUUAGAUGAGGAGGUAUUAACAAAAGAUUUAUGGAUUAUAUGCACUGAAAAUACCUUUCAAUAACUUUGAUGAUUUGUGUCUCCAUCUUCGCUGAACUAUUCUAUAUUGCUCCACAAAAGUUGAAGCUGAUUGGUUGGUUGUUGUCACAUGACCUGCGGUGCGCGUGCAGCAUUCUGAAAAGUUGAAAUAUUUUUAUCUUGAUGCGGCUCCCACGUGCCUAAAAAAAAGGAGCGCGUCACACGCAUGCCUGUAGUGACUGCAUCGCUCUCCAUUUCAGUUUGCUUGCCACGUGUCUAAAUUUUAAACAGAACUUGCACUCGCAAAAGAUGUACAAUGUGAACGGCCCAUUAUUCAGAUUUUUUUUUUACACAUUUUGUAAUAAUACUCAGCAAAAUUAUAAAAUAAAACAAAGGGGAAUUAUGUUGUAAUUAGAAAAAGAGAAAAAUAAAAUCUUAAAAAAGUACAUAUUUAUAUAAUAUUGAAUAUUAAAACAGCUUCUUGAUAUCUCACCCUGAGAUGCUUUUUAAUCUGUAUUGAAGGAGUUCCCAUCUUUUCUGAGCUCUUCUUAUUAGUUGCUUUUUCUUCAUUAUUUUAUAAAAAAAAAAUAUAUUUUUAAAUAAAAUUUAAAUUUUGUAAUAAAAAAACAUAUUUGCAAAAUAACUUUUUGUUGUAAUUUCAGACAUUUAAUCAUACAAGUGUUAUAAAACUUGACCGGCAGUUAAAAAUCACUUUAAAUAAAAAAAUAUAAUUGUGCCAACAUAUUAUUUUUAUUAGAAAACCAAAUUUUUAUAAAAAAAUGUUUAAGAAAUGGAUUAUUUGGACCAAAUAAUAAAUAAAAAGCAGUUAAUAAGAGUCCAGCAUAUAGAUGGAAAUUCACUGUUUAAAAAAGCUUCCCAGGUUGAGACCUCAAGUGUAAGAUUCUACAAAACCCCAGAUGCACAUAUGAUUUUUAUAGUUCCUUUUGUGAGUAGGCCACUAAAACAACGUGACAAUGACAUAUAUGCAUUUCAUUCUUUGUGACCCCCCCCCCCACGUGUCCUAAUAGCAUCCGAGUGUAUCCAUUAUGGCCUUUACUGUCUACAAAGUCAUAGCUGAUUUUAUCUGCUUGUAAUAAUAGUAAUUUGGAUUCAGUAGCUCACAGGCUGUUCACGAGCUUUACAAGCCCAUCUUCUCUUCUAUUUUAUUUGUCCUCAUUUCAACAAGACUGUGAUGUGCGCUCACACAGGUAAUUAAAGUCCUGCAGAUCUCACACACAAUGGAUGAUGGCCAUCACUUUAUCCUCUGCUCGCUAAUUGUGGAGAAGGGAGAUCCGCAGCGCGCCGUGGUCUUAUUCAGGGCAAACUCUGACUUUCCCUCUCACAGGCUUCCUAUUUUGAGGAACACAUGAAUAAUAAUAGCUUGACUUGCAGAGGAAAACUGGAGCACUGUUGGGAUGCUGCCGGGCUUCCUGCCUGCAACGGUUCAUGAAACCCACACAGUCUUGACACUUCGAAAAGUCUCAACGUUAAAAGACUUGAUAGUUCUCAUCCAUUCAGUUUCUGUUCUGUUCUUUUGACAUUGAAAUAAUGUGAUGUGCAUCAUCCUCUGUUGUACUACAUGUACUACGUGGUACAUCAUUUACUGUAUAUAACCGGCUCACAGUUGAAAGAGUUCAGUAAAUUUAAAACCUAUGUGACCUUCUGGGUUGUUUUGUUUUAUUUUGUGAAACACAAAGUGUGUGGUUUAUAGUAAAACCUUUUCAAUACAUUGAAAAUGAAUGGUGACCAGAGG